GGGGACACAUUCGUGUACGCGUAACAUAGGCAUGGCGGAAACUAAGCGGUGUUGAUUUGGAUAGGUUAAUGAAGUUGGAUACCACAAUUGUCAUAAGGUUUUUUUUCACUUUCGUUUUAAUUGUUUUAAAUAACAUGGGCGCUUACCUUUCGGAACCAAUAACUGAUAAGGUGUCGACUGAUGAGGUGGGAAAGCGUGUAAUUUGCGGUGCGAGUUCCAUGCAAGGAUGGCGUGUUACUCAGGAGGAUGCCCAUAAUUGCACACUGGAGUAUGAUACAGAUACAUCAUUUUUUGCUGUGUAUGAUGGCCAUGGUGGUCAUGAGGUGGCUGCAUAUAGUGCCCAACAUUUGCCUGACCACCUGAAGAAGUGUGAGGCUUACAAGAAGGGUGAUUACACACAAGCUUUAAGGGAUGCCUUUUUGGAAUUUGACGCUACUCUAACUACUCCAGAAGUGGUGGCAGUACUCAAACAAAUAGCAAAUAAUAAGGAUGGGGACCAGAACUCGGCUUCAGAUGAGGAAGAAGAGAAUGUGAAGAACUUGUAUGAAGAAGCGGAGAUGCCAUUGGAGCAAGUGAUGGCCAAGUAUCAGCAUGACCACCUCAAUGCAGUUGCAAAGAAAAUAAAGGAAGAUUGUAAUUCUCCCGUAUCGCCGUUCCUUCGGGGACGUCGUUUAUGUACACCAGGAGCAUCUUCUUCAAAAUAUGGCACGGACACGUUGUUGGGAUCCGGAAACGGAAGCACCGGAUUCGAUGAGGAAGAUGAGGUAGAAGGAGACACGGAAGUUAGCAGCUCAAGUACUCAGCAUCAGUGCAGCAGCUCCUCUGGCGACUCUAGGCAACAUCUGGGGAACAGCGAAGCAGACCAGACUUCUGGUUGCAGUACGAGCAAUGGAGAAACAAAGUCAGGACCGGGAGCAAGUGAAGAAUUGAAAACAAAACACAAAGCAGCGAUGCCAGAUAGUUCAGGCGAUUCGAAGCUACAAAACGCAGAUAAAACUGCAGAUCAGUCUGGGGACGAGAACUCCCCUUUCAAAGUGAGUGAAGCUGGUGACCUUAAGCAAGAAGUCAAUGGAGAAAUUGGGGAGGGGGAUAAGAGAGAUGCAGAACAGGCCACAAGAGAUUGUGAGGGGGUCACGAGCUCCUCGGCUGCAACGGCGCAUGAGAAUGGUGAAGUGGUUGAACUCGAGAACAAAGGGAAAUGCACGAGUAAGGCCAGCAGCAGUUGUGAUUCCAAUAAGGAAAAGAAGAAGAACUUUGCGCUCCGUUACCAUACGACAACGGCACUCUACCAUUCAUUGCUCAGGGGCAAGGAUCAGUGUGACAGUGAUACGGAUGAUGAUGGAGACGAAUCUUUUCAAGGGGCUGAUAACAGUAGUACUGAUGACGAAGAUGGCGAUGGUGCAGAUGAUGAUGAUGACGAUGACGAAGAAGAAGAAGAGGAGGAAGAUGAAGAGGGAUUGACAGAGGAAGAAGAUAAUGAAGAUGAUGAUGACUGUAGCAUGUUGGAUGAUGAAAAAGAUGAUGAUGAUGAUGAUUUUACCAUGAAAAUGACAGAAGGGCCUGGAUCAGACAGUGGAUGCACUGCUGUAGUGGCACUUCUGAAGGGCCAGGAGUUGUACGUUGCAAAUUCCGGAGACUCGAGGUGCGUAGUAUGUCGCAAGGGGAAAGCAAUUGAGAUGAGCCUUGACCACAAGCCCGAGGACAAUGCUGAAAAGAAAAGAAUAGUAAAUGCUGGGGGGAUGGUGACCAAGGAUGGAAGAGUGAAUGGUGGCCUCAAUCUAUCGAGAGCUCUUGGUGAUCAUGCUUACAAGCAAUCCGAAGGUUUGCCUGCUGAGGAGCAGAUGAUAACGGCAUUGCCCGACGUCAGAACUCUCAUGAUUGACCCAGAACAGGAUGAGUUCAUGGUACUUGCAUGUGAUGGAAUCUGGAAUUUCAUGUCAAGUCAGGAGGUUGUGGACUUUGUACGUCCACGCAUCCAAGGGGGACAAACAAAAUUGUCUCAAAUAUGUGAAGAGCUGUUUGACCACUGCCUGGCACCGAACACACUUAGCGAUGGAACUGGGUGUGACAAUAUGACUGCAGUAAUUGUCCAGUUUCGACCAGAGCUCGUGAACAAGAGCGAGAGCAAGUCAGUAAAGCGUGCAGCACCUCCUGCCAUAGAAACCAUCAGCGAACCAACCAAACGUCCCAAAACAGAAGAACCAGCAACUUGUGUCUGACUUGGAAAUUUACUUUUUUUAAGUGCAUUCUUGUUGUGGGUCAAACAUUUCAAGUGUUCACAGGUUCGAGGUAUAUAUAUAUAUUAAAUGUUAACGUUUGGGCAGCCAUCAAAAGGUGAAUGCAUUGUAUAUCCAAGAAUGCCAAUGUUUGCACCCAGUAAUUUAUGUGCCCACAGCAGAUUUUCACCAAAGCACGUCCUGAUUAUAUGCAGGUUCAUUAAUAUUGAUUCUUUGAUUCAGAGACCAUUGUACCCGCAGUAUACACGAGACAUUAGAAGUCGCAUCUGUUGUGCUUGAGAACGGAUGCAAGCAGCUUUGUCCAUAAGAGAAUGUUGCACUUAACUUGUUGUUACUGAUGGGAAAAACAUAAAUAAUACAUGAUUCUCUUUCAGUACAGUUGUUAAAAAAUUCCCAGAUUGACUAGAUUGUCACAUGUUACUGGCGGUUCAUUUUCCAUGUGGUUUAUAUACAAAGAGAAUGUUUCGGUUUGGUGUUUUAUUACUUUUUUCUCCUUUGUUGAAAUAUUUCACGUAUUUCUUCAAGUGCCAAUAUUUUGACUGUUUUCAUAUAUCAUGUUUAUUAUAUUUAUCAUAUCCUUAAAUAGAUAUGUACAUUGAUAUUUUUCUUACUAAACUACUACAGAGGAAUGUAUCAUUGACUAGAAGUAAUUUAAUUGCAACUUACAUCUUUGUGGUAUUGUCACGUAAAAUGCUGAACAUUCACUUUUUGUUGAAAAUCCCAUAAAACCACAAUCAUCUUCAAGCAAUGUAUGAUACUACAUGUUUUACCAAGGCACACAUUACCUUCCAGUUUUAAUAAUAUAAAAUAACACAACAUUGUGCUUAAAAUGACAACACUGAAUAUAGCGAUGAUGCCAGUUGCAACUGCAGCGGCCAUCUUUGGACUCACCGCUGUGAAAAACCUCAAAUCCUACUUAAUGUACAGCUGUAGCACAAAAAACUUAUGCCUUUGGAGACCAUGUAAUAAAAAUUAGAUAUUUUUUUUUCCCAGGAAUUGCACAUAAGUUACUAAAUUCUGUUUAAUCAGAAAGGAUGAUCGUCGUCUGGCAUUUACAUAUCAGGCAUUCAAUGAAAGGAAUCAUUUAUAUUUGAAAGAAAUUUUAGCUGUGGACAAAGAAUCCGCAGUUAGUGAAUAGGAGGAGUAAUUGGGUUUCAAAGUCGGUUUUAUCUAACACGUAGAUUGUGGGAUGCCACAGAAAAUGUAUUCUCAUUUCACUUAUCAGUCGUGUCUCUUCUCCAUAAUAGGAAUGUGCCUUAUCAGAUGUGGAAAACAAUGUGCUCAUAGUAAAGUACGAGGAUACGUG
This is a messenger RNA of Zootermopsis nevadensis, 3543 nucleotides long. Its product is annotated as protein phosphatase 1G. Gene Ontology annotation, biological process: protein dephosphorylation. Gene Ontology annotation, molecular function: protein serine/threonine phosphatase activity; cation binding. The record is from RefSeq and is a predicted model, not a curated record. Lineage: Eukaryota; Metazoa; Arthropoda; Insecta; Blattodea; Termopsidae.